AUGUCCGAGCAGAGAGGACUAAAGGAGAGAGAGGAGCAGCAAGAUGGCGACUCAAGCACGAUCAUGGCGGCGAAGGAGAUAGCGGAGGGAGUGCUGGCGAUCAUCAAAGAGGCGAUUCCAUCUGCAUGUGUCAGCAGAGGUCGAGCUUGGACUUCUCUCCUCCCAUGCUCUUCCAAGACGAAAAGAGACGAAUGGACGCUCAAGAAAACUUUCUUUGUUUUCCUCACGCUUCAGACCGUCACUUUCUCGCUGUUUGCUGUGUACGCUUGUAGAGCAGCUUCGAAGAGGAACGCUUUGCUACAGCAGCUACGCAGGGAGAUGUUGAACGCGGAGCUGAGCCACAAGAAGGGCGAGCUGCUUGCCUCUCAAGCUUCGCUGCUUGCCGCUGUUUCUCGGACGAGCACGGACAAGAACUCUCCUCCUGUGGCUCGAGAGGAUGCCAGACCUGUCAAGGAAGACGUGGAGCAAGUCAAAGAUGUUGUGACAUUUGUCAAAGAGGUUCCGACAGCCAGUGUCAGCGUAGCGACAGAAGCUGUGAAGGCACGAGAGCACCAAGACAUCUUGAUGAAGCGCAUGGAGAUUCAGAGUCAACAGCUCAACUUUCCCCCAGUCGCGCAAGAUACCAUUGGCUCAACUGCAGGGAGCUCAGGUGGCAGCGGACAAGCGCUGGUUGUCUUGCCGGAGAUGAAGAAUACGUAUGCGGAUUACCGGUUUCGUCUCAUCGUGUUGACGUGCAACAGACCUCAGUCGCUCGCCAGGCUCUUGCAGUCUCUGCGAUCAGCCUACUACGACGGGAUACGAGCCGACCUUCACGUCCAUCAAGACCGACUUCCCGGACAGCCUCCUGACCAGCAGACCGCUUAUGUGGUGGAGAGCUUGGACUGGCCUUGGGGUAUCAAGGAGCUCCAUCAGUGGUCGACGCACGUCGGCAUCAUGGGGAACUGGAUCGAAUCUUGGCAGCCGUCCUCGCACGACUCGAACAAGAUCCCGAUCUUCCUCGAAGAUGACCUUGAAGUCUCCCCCUUCUUCGCUCGCUGGUUCCUCGCCGCUCACAAGCGGUUCGCCAAGGAUCAUUCGGUCGCAGGCUUCAGCGGCAUGCGAGCUCAGCUGCGAGCCUCUGACCCGAGGGAGGAGGGGCUGAUGGGGAACACGAUCCCCAACACGUUCACGGUGUUCAAGUACAAGCUGAUGGGUACCUGGAGCUACUCGCCGAAGCCCAGGGUAUGGAGAGAGUUCAGGAUCUGGUACGAGAAGGUGCGGGGGGUACAAGGGUUCCUGCCUGUGGUGGAGGGGAUCCAACCGAGCGUGUGGUACCUGUCGUUCCUCGAGACAGGACGAGCGGAGACGAUAUGGGAGAUGUGGCACAUUCGCUUCAUGCACGAGCGAGGCCUCUACUGCGUGUACCCCUGGCUCUUCAACGAGAAGACGCUCGUCGCCAACUGGAGGGAGGCUGGGCUCCACUAUGAGGUUGCGGGAGGAAAGGACUUCCAGCUUCUAACAAGCUGGGACUCGCGGUUGACAGUAUGGCCGGAUGUCAUCCCAGCUCUUGACUGGGAUGGGCAUGAGGUGAAGGAGGAAGGAGCUGCGAGGGCGUCUAUGGUAAACUUUCAGUACACCAAGAACCUUCACGCAUACGAGGAGAAGAUGGAGAAGCAGGGGGGGGGACUUGCAGGAGGAGCAAAUGUGAGAAUGCCGGCCAAUCGAGACUACUUCCAAGGGGGAAGCGCUUUCUAUCAGCCUCAGGUGGCCUCCUUGCAACCUCCCGUCAUCCUCUCUCAAGCCUCUCCCUUCCCUCCGCAGCAGUUCGCUGCUCCACUUGCAAGCCAAAUGGCAGGCUCCCCUGCUUUCCAUGCUGUGCCAGACCCAUCGGCAUCUUCAUCGCCGCAACUCGUCGUCCCAGCCUACUGCAGCGCCUUGCAGGAAGACGAUGAAGUGAAGCGACGGCUUGCUAGCAAGGUUCUCUUCAUGCCCAAAGACAUUCUGAUCCUGCUGGUGGUCCCGGACUCUCACGUCAUCUUUCUCCUCUCCUGGGUAUGCAACACCCUCGAGAUGGUGGGAGUGCACGAGAGGACUCUGCUUGUUCUUUCCAGCCAUGAGUCAGCUACCAGAGUCUCGGCCUACGGCAAACGCUUGAAUAUUCUCGUACUCUCACACCCGGAGUUUGACGGGAGGGGGAGGAGCCAGGAGGCAGCUGAGCAAAGCCAUCUGGUCUUUCGCAUCAAGCUCCUCGUCGCCGCGCUCUCCCUGCAUCCCAAGGUCUUGCUGACCUCCCCCGACAUGGGCUGGCUCAGCAGCCCUCUUCGGGACCACGAGCUCGUGCAGUCUGCUGCCACUAUGGUGAGCCUGGAGGAUCGGCGAUCGCGAAAGGGGUUGGACUUUGUGCUGGUACACUCGUCAGACGGCUCCAAGUGUUUCUGGAAGAGAGUUUUGAGGGGGAUGAACGAGACUAUCGCGGGCACAGUGACCGACGCUGCUUCGGACGUCUUGCUCGACCUCUACCAGUCGAUGACGCAGGAGAUGGAGAAAGAACGGCUCGUCGUCUCGCAGCCGCUUGAUCCCUGCAGGUUUCGAUCGGGCCGAUGGUUCCUCGGCCUCCAGUGGGAGUUGGGCGGGACUUGCAAACAAGUCAUCCCUGUCGUCAUCGACUUUCUGUCUUCCCUCUCCCUCGAGGUCAGGCUGGCGUAUGCCAAGCAGAACGGCUUGUGGUUCCUCCAAGACGACACCAUCAGCUGCAAGCCUGUUGAGUUCUCGCUGAUGCGAGCGAGAUCGGCAUUUGUCAGGACCGGACUGAGCCUGCAAGUGAAUAACCAACCUCAAGCUCAGGCCCAGCAGCCCGUCAUGCCCCAGCAGCCUUCAGCUCAGGCCCAGCAGCCCGUCAUGCCCCAGCAGCCUUCAGCUCAGGCCCAGCAGCCCGUCAUGCCCCAGCAGCCUUCAGCUCAGGCUCAGCAGCCCGUCAUGCCCCAGCAGCCUUCAGCUCAGGCCCAGCAGCCCGUCAUGCCCCAGCAGCCUUCAGCUCAGGCCCAGCAGCCCGCCAUGCCCCAGCAGCCUUCAGCUCAGGCCCAGCAGCCCGUCAUGCUCCAGCAGCCUUCAGCUCAGGCUCAGCAGCUCGCCAUGCCCCAGCAGCCUUCAGCUCAGGCUCAGCAGCUCGCCAUGCCCCAGCAGCCUUCAGCUCAGGCCCAGCAGCUUGCCAUGCCCCAGCAGCCUUCAGCUCAGGCCCAGCAGUCUAUCACGCAGGAAUUUCUGCAGCUGCAGGCUCAGGCUGCGGGUCCAGCUUCCAACUGGUUUUGCUCUGGCGCAUUCUUCAAGGUCAAGCACAACACGGACCUCAAGGGGAGGGACAUCGGCAGUUACACCGUAGCCUACAGCGUGCGAAGCUGUUGCCAUGAGUGUAGUAUUGACAGCGCCUGCGUCGGCUUCACGUGGGUCAGCAGCUCCUUCGAGUGCUGGAAGAAGGCUCAGUUGAUCCAGUUUUUUUUUUCCCUCGUCAACUUGACUGACGUCCUAAUGCCGCAACGGCGAGGGGAGCAUGUCGGGAUGGGGCUGGUGGUGGUGGAGGAGAUGAAGAGGAACAGAGACGAGGACGAGGACGAGGACGAGGACAAGGACGAGGAGCAUAGCUCUUUGACAGGGAGCAGGCGUAUGUUUGUUGUCAGCUCGCUCUUGGACGGAUCUCCUGCGCAGCGUUCGAGGGAGAUCGACGUGGGGGAUGUUCUUGAAGGCGUCUUUGGUCGCAGCAUCGACGUUCUCAGCCUUGAGCAGCUGAAGAUGCUGUUCUCAGACUUCGCCGCCGACGAGCCGAUCGAGCUUCAGUUUUCACGCGACCCCCAAGACUUUGUCUUUGACGUGGAGAGGAUGAGGAUGAAGGUCAUGCACCUGCGCGAAGAGUUGAGGUUGAAGGACGAGGAGCAACAGCUGCUGGUGAAGAAGAUUCAGCUCCUGGAGGGAAAGCUGGAGAACGUUGGGAGCUCUCGGCUCGAUCCGAGUGUUCUAGAAAAGAUUCAGAGAAAAUACGACAAACUUGUCAGGAAACGAGAUCAAGAGCGGGCAAAGUUUGAGGAGGUUGUGCAAGAACGAGAUCGUUUGAAGCAAGAGAACGCGGAGUUGAAGGGAUACAACGUCGCAAACGAUCGAUUGCAGGCUCAGAUGCAGGAAGAUGAUCGCGUGUUAAAGUCGCAGUUUGGGACAGCUUUUCAGACGUCAAGGUCGCCGGAAGAUUUUUACUAUCAACAGUGA
Molecule: messenger RNA, 4233 nt
Organism: Guillardia theta CCMP2712
Lineage: Eukaryota; Cryptophyceae; Pyrenomonadales; Geminigeraceae
Exons: 12
Coding region: 1-4233 (1410 amino acids)
Molecular function (GO): protein binding
Source: RefSeq, a predicted model, not a curated record